AAUUUAUUAAUCUGAGGUGAGCCAUGCAGGAAGCUGCUGUAAAUUAGAGGAUCAACCGGACAGGAAGAUCUGCCACACAUCGACCAUUUUUAUUUCGUGAACGCUCGUAGCUGACGACCUUUCGAAUUCAACAUGGCAACCGGAAGUUGGAGUCACCCUCCUCGUCCAUUUGAUGAUGUAGAUGUGGAAGCUAUUGACACACUGUCUCUUGACUUUGGACGUUUUGAAAGAGUUAACAGAUGGAAAGGAAUGCCAGAAUGUGAUGAAUUUGUGGGAGCAAGACGAAGCAAACAUACUCUUGUUGCUUGGAAUGAUGCUUUAUAUGUUUUUGGCGGUGACAAUGGAUUGCCUCCUGCAAGAUCUGCACAUGGUGCAGCAAUCUAUCAGAACAACUUGUGGAUCUUUGCUGGUUAUGAUGGCAACAAAAGACUAGACGAUCUUUGGACCAUUUGCUUGACAGACCCUAACCCAGUCUGGCAGGAAGUGCAGCAGUCUGGUGACAGGCCACCCACAUGUUGUAACUUUCCUUUAGCUGUGGUGAGGGACAGCAUGUUUGUGUUUUCAGGUCAAAGUGGAGCAAAGAUCACAAAUGACAUGUUUGAGUUCAGCUUCCUGGAUCAUAGAUGGACUCGUAUUCCUUCCGCACAUCUGUUACGUGGUUCACCCCCUCCUCCUCAGAGACGUUAUGGCCAUAGCAUGGUGCCAUUUGACCGUUAUUUGUACGUGUUUGGAGGAGUGGCAGAUAACACGCUACCAUCAGAUUUGUACAGGUUCUCUCUUGACGAUAAAUCUUGGGAGGUUGUGCAGCCGGCACAAGAUAGUGAGGUUCCGUCAGGACGCCUCUUUCAUGACGCAGAUGUUAUCAACAAUGAGAUGUACAUCUUUGGAGGCACUAUUGAUAACAACGUACGAAGUAGCGAACUGUACAGAUUUCAGUUGGCGAGUUAUCCCCGCUGUACUCUCAGAGGUGAUUUUGGUCGGUUGUUGGACAGCAAACAAUUCUGUGACAUGGUCUUCCUUGUUGGCAAGGAAGAAACUCGAUUCCUGGCCCACGCGGCCUUUGUUGCGGCCAGAUCGCCGUGGCUGAGGAAACAGUUGUUGCGUGCUAGAGAAAAGUUAAAGAGAGUAGAUGGAGACAGAUAUCAGGAUCAAGAAGUGGACAAACCAGAAGUAAAGCUCCCGGAAGUUGAAGUACAGUCCUUCGCCGUGACUCUUCGUUAUAUGUAUACAGAUUGUAUCUUCCCAUUGGUGAAAGAUUGCCAGGGUUUACAGGAAAUAAGUCUUAUCAUGGAUGUGUACAGGUUGGCUUUGAAGCUUGAAAUUGGUGCACUUGAAGCGCUAUGUGUACAGUACAUCGAGUCCUCUAUCUGUCAAGAGAACGUUCUUGUAGCGCUUGACAGCGCCGCUCGACUGCAGCUGGAUCCCCUAAAGGAUUUCUGCCUUCGCUUCAUUGUUCGAGAGGCAAACUACAACAACAUCAUUAUGAGCAAGAAUUUUGAGUCUGUGCCUCAGAAACUCAUGGUUGAGAUUAUCCGGAGACGGCAAGUUCCACAGGCGAUGGUUCAUGUUCCGGGAGACAAUCAGUGCCGAUCAACGCACCCAGAAAAGACUUUACAACAAGACAUGAUGGAGUUUCUCCAGGGCGCGCGCGGUGAGGACUUUCAUGACAUUACUUUGAUGGUGGACGGGGAACCGAUCGGAGCACACAAGGCAGUGUUGGCUGCAAGAUGCAGUUACUUUGAGGCAAUGUUUCGUUCAUUUAUGCCCGAGAAUAACACUGUAACAAUUACAAUUGGCGAGACGAUUCCAUCACGAGAAUCAUUCAACUCCCUCCUUCACUAUGUUUAUCAUGGUGAUGUGUCCAUGCCUCCAGAGGAUUCACUAUAUCUCCUGUCUGCUCCCUAUUUCUUCGGCUUCACUAACCACCGCCUCCAGGCAUUCUGUAAACAGAACCUUGAAAUGAACGUGUCCUUUGAAAAUGUGGUCGAGAUUCUUGAGGCGGCUCAUAGGAUUGGGGCUGCGGACAUGAAGAAACAUGCUCUGGAUCUUGUGGUUGGACAUUUCGUGAAGGUCGCCAAAUCUCCAAAUCUCAGGAGACUAAGCCGAGAUCUACUCCUGGAGAUACUAGACGCCAUAGCAGACUAUCUAAAAGAUUCAACCAUCGCUGUUCACCCACGGUGAUCAGUUCCGAUACACAUGCUACAUUUGUAAUCAAGAUGGAACUGGGUUUCCAUUUGUUUAAGUCGUCUGGCAAAGCCUGCCCAAAUCUCAGUAAUUUUGUGUCUAUCCAAGGCAGGGCUGAAGGGGUCAAAGGAUGUGUGGGAUCCAUUUCUGUCUGGAAAAUCAACGAACACCCUGUCUUGCUACAACAACUUCCGCUUGUAGGACGCUAAAGGAGGAAAAUCUCGCUUACGCUUCUGUUUGUUGAGGCAAGGACGGAAAUAAAGGAUCGUACCGUGGUGGGCUACGGAGCAUGUCCAAACUGUAGUCUCUAUCAACAGUUACGUUUUGUAGAACAAAACAAAGAAAACGGACUCUAGGAACCUAGUGCACUCGUAUCACUGUUGGAAGUUUCAUAAAAAGAGGCCUCAUUUCGUCUUUUAAAACCUUGCGGCGAAAGUUUAACUGAUCCAGUUUAGAAUCUGCUACCGACGCAAAACUCGUAUUCUCAUCAAAAUGCAGAGUCUGAUUUUGACUCUUUGCUUCCGAAUGGGUACUUUACAAGGUGGUCAUUGGCACAGGUUGUUUACGCAUGGGCUGUCGCAUCGUUAAGGUGGAAGAGGGGGUUUCAAGGACGCAUGUGACCCCCCCUCUGUGGUCUGAAAAAGUAAAAAUGACAAAUGAAACAUCCUGACAUGCUCUUAAAUUCCUGCUAUAGGACUCCUCCAUUAACCCCCUAAUUCCAGUUCUUGGCAAAAAAGAAGUUUAAAAUGCAACUAUAUUCAGUUGGAAUGACAUUGUGCAAAUGAUUCUUUAAAAAAAUCUAAUGAAUGGUUUCCUAUUGUUGUUUAAAAUGCCUCGAAGAUUUAUUUAUACCAUUACAAAUCCAGAGCUUUCCACAGAAUAUUUUCUUUGGAAUAUUUUUCUCUGUUUGUUAUCCUAGUCUAUUUUCAGGGAUUGGAACACCGCGUAAAUCACAGUUCAAAGAUUGUUCGUGUUGAUUCGUGCUGCUAACCGAGGGAGCAUCUGGAGAAAAGAGAAUUAUACUAUUUGGUGACAAACAUGUUUGAGUGAGAAGUGUUUUUUCUAUUUGCAUUUGAAAAACUAGGCUCGUUACACAAAGCUUAUGCAGGUGUAUCUUAAUAUUUCCGCUUUUUUUCUUUAAUUUUGAAUAAUUAUAACUUCCCUGGAAUUAGCAGGAAUUUCUCUACCGUUCGUAAUUUAACGUUUUUUGGAGUUAAUGUGAAGAUACUAGUCAAAAAUCGAUUGAACAGUUUUUAUUUUAAAAGCUAAGUUUAUCGCUGGGACAUCGGUUCCACUAACAAGUAUUAUAUUCUGAAAUUAAAAGCGCGCGAAUAUUGAGUGUAUGGUUUAAGACGAAUGCAAAUUAUUGGCGACUGAAGAUCACGGUUGCCAAGUUUGUUUGUAUUAUUUGCCAAAUUUUUUUUCUCUGUUUUCUUAUCCAGAUCAUAGCUAUAGUAGAGUUGUUUUACGGAAAAAUACAGAUUAUUUUUUUAAAUAGUAUACCGUAUUUUACAAGAUUUUCAUGCUGAGAACGAAACGACCGCUCUAUUCGCGUUGUAUUCGGAAAACACCGUCCACUACCUUAGACUUAUUCCCGUAAUGAUAAAAUUUAAAAUCAGUAAAAAUUUUUAAAAAUUUA
This is a messenger RNA of Stylophora pistillata, 3823 nucleotides long. Its product is annotated as leucine-zipper-like transcriptional regulator 1. NCBI's taxonomy places the organism in Eukaryota, Metazoa, Cnidaria, Anthozoa, Scleractinia, Pocilloporidae. Gene Ontology annotation, molecular function: protein binding. Gene Ontology annotation, cellular component: Golgi apparatus. The record is from RefSeq and is a predicted model, not a curated record.